AUGGAGAAGACGGCCAACCCAGACAGGCAGAUACGGUGCAUCCGCGACGAGAAGGCGGCGGAGGCCGUGGAGCAUAGCCUUACGGAUGUGCAAGCAGUGGAGUUCAGGCACAUCCGGACCCAUCACAUGGAUGUGUUCCGUCUCGAGCUUGGCCGGGACUUGCCGGUGAAUGUGGCAUCGUUGAUGGCACGGCUAAAGAAAGACGCGGUUCUUGUGAAGACGUCACUGCGGCGGUACCCGCCUGUCCACGUGGAUUUCCUCAAGAAGCAUGUGGAAGAAGUUCGUAGAGAGGCCAUGCUUAUCCGAACAAUCGCGCAACCUGGGCGAUUGCGCCGAGAAUCGUCCCCAAGAAGGAGCCCGGUGAAUACCGUAUGA
Aphanomyces invadans is the source of this 375-nucleotide messenger RNA. RefSeq lists its product as hypothetical. The record is from RefSeq and is a predicted model, not a curated record. The coding region runs from base 1 to 375 and encodes 124 amino acids. NCBI's taxonomy places the organism in Eukaryota, Oomycota, Saprolegniomycetes, Saprolegniales, Verrucalvaceae. The transcript has a single exon.